AUGUCAUCUGUUUAUCUUGGUGCAUCAGGUGCACCAGGUACCAAUGCAAAUCAUGGUUCGGGAAAUGAUGGUAAAAAUAAUAAGAAUUCAAAAGGUGCUGGUGGAAUUGGUGAACGUUCUGUUUACUUAAUAUCACAAAAUACACAAAUUACCAAUAGUCCUUAUAAUAAUAAUAACAAUAUUAAUUUUCUAUCAAGAGGAAAUGAAGCUUUUGGAGGUAGUAAUGGUUCUAAAAAUUCAAGUGCAUACUUAUCCCCUGGGGGUGCUUAUUGUAAUGGAUCUUCUAUUUAUGCUGCAGUAAAAGUUACUGGAGUCAACAAUAAUAAUACUAUUGCUGGUAAAGGUCAGUCCACUAAUAAUUCACCAGGAGCAGUUGUUGGUAAUUCUGGAAAUCCUGGUACUGGAAGUGCUCAUCCUAUUGGUUCAUCAGGAUCAGUUGUUAGUAAUUCUAGAAAUCCAGGUACUGGAAGUGCUCAUCCUAUUGGUUCAUCAGGAGCAAUUGUUGGUAAUUCUGGAAAUCCUGGUACUGGAAAUGCUUAUCCUACUGGUUCAUCAGGAGCAGUUGUUGGUAAUUCUGGAAAUCCUGGUACUGGAAAUGCUUAUCCUAUUGGUUCAUCAGGAGCAGUUGUUGGCAAUAAGGAUGGUCAUGUUGGUAAUCGUACUUUUUCUGAUGUUUCAUCUGGAACAAAUGUUAGUCUUAAUGAAAAUCCAGUUGGUGGAGGUACUUUUUCUAAUGGUUCAUCAGGAACUAAUGUUAAUCCUGUUACGAAACCUAGUUCUGGUAUUGCAAAAAGUAUUUAUAUGGCUCCAUCUAUUGCACACAAUUCAAAUAAUGGUGUUUUUUAUAUUGAUGUUCCUAAAGAAAUGAUUCAAAAAAAUGUACAAGGUAAUGUAUCUAACAAUGUACAUGGAAAUGUACCCAACAAUAUACAAGGUAAUGUACCCAAUAAUAUACAAGGAAAUGUACCCAAUAAUAUACAAGGAAAUGUACUUAACAAUAUACAAGGAAAUGCACCUAACAAUAUACAAGGAAAUGUACUUAACAAUGUACCCAAUAAUAUGCAAGGUAAUGUAUCCAAUAAUAUACAAGGAAAUUUAUCUAGAAAUCCACAAGAAAAUGUAUCUAACAAUUUACAAGGAAAUGUACCCAAAAAUAUACAAGGUAAUGUACCUAACAAUAUUCAGGGAAACGUAUUAAACAAUCUACAAAAUAAUUUACAAAGCAAUGUACAAAAAAAUUUAGAAAACAAUAUACCAGGUAAAAAUUAUGAUAUUAAAGAUAAAAAUCUUCAUACUACUCCAACAAUAUCUAACUUACAAAAAGAUCCAAGAGAUAAUUAUAUGAGUUUAUCUCAAAACACUACAACUAAUUUAAAAAAAAAUAAUGGUGGACAACAAAUUUAUGGUCAAAUAGAUGAUAACACCUUUUCUUCAAAUCCAUUACUUUCUGCAGAUGAAAAACAUUGUACAAAUUUAUCAACAACUAAACCUAUUAGUAAUAAAGGAGGAAAUGUACAAAAUCAUAAUGAUGAUGAAGAUAACAAUGAUGAUGAUAAUAAAUAUGUAGUAUUACCAAGUGAUAUGCCAGAUAAACAAAAAACAAAAGCUAUAAUGUAUAAUGCAUUACAUGAACCUGUCUUACAGCCAUCUACUAAUGUUUCAACAAUUAAAAAAAAGAAAAAGAAGAAAAAAAAUAAAGACAAUGUAGUUGCAGUACAUAUUAUUUAUGAAGAAGAUGCAUAA
Messenger RNA from Strongyloides ratti, 1743 nucleotides. Its product is annotated as Fibrinogen binding protein family-containing protein. The record is from RefSeq and is a predicted model, not a curated record. The transcript has a single exon. Lineage: Eukaryota; Metazoa; Nematoda; Chromadorea; Rhabditida; Strongyloididae. Bases 1 to 1743 code for a protein of 580 amino acids.